Haliotis rufescens (red abalone) is the source of this 1574-nucleotide messenger RNA. RefSeq names its product sulfotransferase 1B1-like. The transcript has 7 exons. Gene Ontology annotation, biological process: sulfation. Lineage: Eukaryota; Metazoa; Mollusca; Gastropoda; Lepetellida; Haliotidae. Bases 456 to 1334 code for a protein of 292 amino acids. Gene Ontology annotation, cellular component: cytoplasm. The record is from RefSeq and is a predicted model, not a curated record. Gene Ontology annotation, molecular function: sulfotransferase activity.
UUUUUCUUCCAAGAUUUCAAAGAAAGCCAUACGACUCUUCCUCAGAAGUUGUUUGAUCAAGGUUUGACAAUAAUGGAAUGACAUGAAAAUCGAUAUUCUUCAGCAAUACUGUUUUGACAAUAUUCACCAUAAAUCAUGAUGGAAUCAUCCUCAGUUACCUCUUCCAUAUCACAAAACAGACAGAUAAACACUCAGCCAAGAUAACGUUUUGUACUCUGUGCCAGGGCAAUAGAGACACAUUAUUCUAGGUUGAAUCAGGCCACAGUAUACGCAUUGUUCCACGUUGCUCUCCAGCAGUCCUCCGUGACGUGGCUUAACUAUUGCCGAAUCAUUAUGAUAUUGUUUAUGGCAAGUCAUGCAAGGAUGACUCAUGCAUGAUUUACAUUGAAGAUUUCGUGUACCACUGUACACAUUCACCUAAGGAGUCGAAACGGCUUGGAUGUUAAGUUUUCAAGAUGUCGACCCCAGCGGAAAUAGGAACGGCAGGUGGCUUUGCUUACGGCUUGACGGAUGUAGACGGGGUUGUUCACAUGACUUUGAUUGCAGACAGGCUAAGAACUUUGAUGUCUCUUCGCCUCCGGGACGAUGACAUCCUGCUGUGUACAUAUCCUAAGUCAGGUACACACUGGACGUGGGAGAUCCUCAACAUGAUCGUGGCAGGCAAGGCUGAGUACGCCAAACACUGGCAGAAUUCUGCCUGGCUGGAAUACAGGACUGAAGAAGAACUGGAGGAACUGGCAUCACCAAGGAUCCUUCACACUCAUUUACUGCCACGGCAGCUGCCCGAGUCGGUAUGGAAGCUGGGAUGUAAGGUGGUGUGCGUCUGGAGAAACCCCAAGGACUGUGCUGUGUCCUACUUCUGUCAGGAGAGCAACCAGGUCUGGACAGAUGACUCAAAAGACACCUUCAACUUUACAGGGUCUUGGGACGACUUCCUUUCCUUGUAUCAGAAUGGUUACAUUGCAUAUGGGUCAAUAUUUGAUUAUAUUUUUGAUUGGACGAAAAGGGCUGAACAAUUUAGUAUCUGUCAAGUUCAGUAUAAAGAUAUGAAAAAGAAUUGCGUGAACGAGAUAAGAAGAAUGGCUGAAUAUCUCAACCGCCCUCUCCCGGAGAAAACCUACGUUGAGAUAGCAGAAGCAUGUUCCUUCAGCAACCUGAAACACGCCAACGAGAACAUCAAGGAUCAGACCUACCAUUUCAAUUGGCAACAGGGUUCAAGUGGAUACUUCCGAAAAGGAAAAAUCGGUGACUGGAAGAACUGGUUUACAGUGUCUCAAAACGAGAAGUUCGAUCAAAUAUACGAAACAAAGCUAAGGAAACCGUUCCCGUACUGAAAUACAUUUCCCGGAAUGGUUCUGGCUUUUGGGGAAAUCGUUAUUGUCGAAAAUGUGCAAUAGAAAUCCAAAGAGGUCUUUGUAAGCUUGGCAUGAAGGACAGAAUUUAUAACAUGUAUCUAAAUUCCCCCCAGGUAAGGAAAAACAUGUGGUAAUUAUUUACUAUUGUUUGACUUCAACCUGGAGAACAGGGAAUGAUUAUGCGUUGGUAACCAAAUAACCGAAUAAAAUUGAUAUUGA